ACCACGGAAUAACUUCUCUCUGGCUGAUGAGCGUGCGCUCGCGUGGAGGAGGAAAUUAAAGAUGAAUGGAUUAGAAAGCAGAGAGAUACACUAAAAGAAUGGGGAUUUAUAAGAGCUAUGAUGUUUAGCCCCAUUUACAGAGCACAGAAGGUAAAAAAAACCUCUCGGAGUUGGCGUGAAGUUUCCUUUACCUUAAAAAUCGUACCCGAAUGGACCUAUUGCCUAAAUGACAGGGUGCGCGUUUUGAUUAAUGCACUGAAGGCCUUUUAUGCACAGUAUGCGCUUUUACGCACGGAAUGCGCCUUUACGCAGGGAAUGCGUUUUUACGCAAGGUAUGCGUUUUUAUGCACGGAACAUUAUCCAUUAUCUUUAUCCAAAAGAACCCACGUGUCCUCUGUGACCCUGGUGUAACACCAUGGUGACACUUGUGUCACAGACCCUUUAAAAUCUGUGUAAAAUUUCUUACAGCAUUUAGUCCUUUAUUUUAUCCCAUGAAGCUCCUAAGUGACAAAUACUGAGCAUCCUGAGAGCAUCGCAGCACAGUGUGUGAAUCUGUCUGUUCAUCUCACCUUAUUUACCGAAUGUUGGAGUGAUAGGACACUUGGAGAUGCCUAAAAGGACACUUGGAAACGCCAAAAGGAUACUUGAAGACGCCCAAAAGGACACUUGGUGAUGCCCGAAAGGAAAAUUGGAGAUGCCAAAAGGACACUUUGAGAUGCCCGAAAGGACACUUGGAGAUGCCCAAAAGGACACUUGGAGAUGCCCAAAUGAUCACUUGGAGAUGCCCAAAUGAUCACUUGGAGAUGCGGAAAGGACACUCGGAGAUGCCCAAAAAGACACUUGGAGAAACCCAAAAGGACACUUGGAGACGCCCAAAAGGACACUUGGAGACGCCCAAAAGGACACUUGGAGAUGCCAAAAGGACACUUGGAGAUGCCAAAAGGACACUUGGAGAUGCCCAAAAGGAAACUUGGAGAUUCCCAAAGGGACAUUUAGAGAUGCCCAAAAGGACACUUGGAGAUACCCAAAAGAACACUUGGAGAUGUCCGAAAGGACACUUGCAGAUGCUGGAAGGACACUUGGAGAUGCCUAAAUGGACACUUGGAGAUGCCCAAAAGGACACUUGGAGAUGCCCAAAAGGACACUUGAAAACGCACAUAAGGACACUUGGAGAUGCCCAAAAGAACACUUGGCGAUACCCAGAAGGACACAAGGAGAUGCCUGAAAGGAUACUUGGAGAUGCUGGAAGGAUACUUGGAAAUGCCCAAAUGGACACUUGGAGACGCCCAAAAGGACACUUGGAGAUGCCCGAAAGGACACUUGGAGAUGCCCAAAAGGACACUUGAAGAUGCCCAAAAAAACACUUGGAGAUACCCAAAAGGACACUUGGAGAUGCCCAAAAGGACACUUGGAGAUGCCCAAAAGAACACUUGGAGAUGCCCAAAAGGACACUUGGAGAUGGCGGAAGGACACUUGGAGAUGCCUGAAAUAUUACAGCAAGAAGCACUCUUAACUCAAUAUAACAGUUUUGGAGAAACUGAAUAUUGUAUGUGGUGAUUCACUGACACUGACCAUAGCAAAUGAUCCUGCAAUUAUUAUUAAAGGAAAGGUAAG
Messenger RNA from Astyanax mexicanus (Mexican tetra), 1614 nucleotides. RefSeq lists its product as uncharacterized. The record is from RefSeq and is a predicted model, not a curated record. The coding region runs from base 738 to 1346 and encodes 202 amino acids. The transcript is spliced from 2 exons. NCBI's taxonomy places the organism in Eukaryota, Metazoa, Chordata, Actinopteri, Characiformes, Acestrorhamphidae.